AUGGCCAUGCUCGCCUGCGGGUUCCAAGACGCGAAUGCAAUUGCUCAGGCGACUUACACGGUGACCAGGCUCCUCAGAGCGCGGAAGGAGCUCCGGUUGGCACGGAAGUACGUCCGCUCAGCAGUCGCCCGCGUGGAGGAGCUUAUGGGGACUUUGAUGCAGCAGUCUGGAAGCGGCAUGGACCCCUGCCUCACAGCGUCUCUGGAUCCUCUUCCAUAUCUUUUGGAAGAAGAAACCUUCCGAGACAGCGAGCGACAGGAAACUCUUUUCUCCCGCAAAUCGUCUGCUGGCGCGGUUCUGCGCACACGACGAGGAGCCUACAGUGAUAACGGCUUUGCCAAUUUCGAUGGCGACGGGAAGAAGUACACAAACGAAGAAGAAAGAGGGAAAAGCCUUCGUCAGGAAAAGAAGUGGGGACAGUUCGUCCUCCAGUGUGCCAGCCUGCUCGUCAUGCUCUACGACCUCAGUCUCAAACUCGAUCUGGAGCUGGGUGAGCAGCCUGAGAGCGAAGACCGGCCAAUCGCUUCUAAAGAGAAAGGCGUGAGGGCCGAAGAUGCCGCAAAAGCGGAGCAGACGCACGCGGAGAAACUGAUGCGCCGUCAGCUUCAAGAAAUGGGAAACUUGGAUUUGUCUCCUCUAGAAAACCACUUGCUGUUGAGUCUGGGGAGCAAUCCAUAUCGCCUUUGUCUGUUUUGGUGUCAGCUGUCGGAGAGUCGCCGAGUCAACGCACAGCAGAUUCUCUCUUUCGCGGUUCGGGAACUCGAGAGCGCCGUGGCGACGGAGAAAAAGCUCGUGCAUGCAGGCUGGCUUUACCAGACAGACGACCCCGCCGCCACACCCACGACGUCUCGCCCGCCGACCCUCGUCGGUCGUUCCUGCACCUCUCUGUCACUUUCCAUGCCAGCGACGCGGAAAAACGUCAUGUCUCAGGACGCAUUCAUCACCUUAUUUGGAGGGAAAAAAGCUGGGUCGGGAAUCUCAGUCACCAAACUCCACACCGAACUCCUCCACACGGGCGUCCGACACCCGCCACAUGGCAUCGUUCACAUCUCAGGUCUCACUCCCAACACCAAGUACCACUUUGCAUGCGAAGAGCACAUCGACUCAAGGAAAAGUCUGCCGCUGAGUGAAACAACGCCGGAUUUCGGCACCUACUACCCUCUCCCGAUUCCUCUGCUCUGGUUGCACAUAUUACGUUCCGCGCAGAAGCUUGGCAUCAAGAACAUCACCAAGAUUUGCUGGGAAAAGCUGUGGAGCCUCUUUUGUGAAACAACGCGCGUCAGUCCGACAGCAAGCGGCCAUACACUCUGUCACUUCAAGCCCUUUAUUGCAGAGCGGCAGUCUCCCUACGUCCUCGAUGCGCUUGCCCAGGCCAUCUGUGCCAAGUACGCCCGAGUGCCCCUCAACACGAGCCUUUCUGGGUCUCAGCAAGAAGGCCGACGAGAACAGGAGAGGCGGCAACAUCGCGCGAGUCGCGUGUUGAUUGCUGUGGAAGCGUCGAGUAUCGCAUGCAACUAUACGUAUCUGUUCUGCGCAGUGGCGGCCUACGACGCUUUGCUGCGGCCGCUUCUGUGUCUCCACACGCUACCGCCUUUUCUUCUCGACGGACUCGUCAAAUGCUUGGUCGCCAUGGAAGGUGUGCCACGAACAGCUUGGCAUCCUCGAGGCAGGGCGCUCUUCGGCCUCCUCACCUCGCGGCUUCUUCUCAUUCAGACGCAGAGUCUCCAGGCAAGAAGACCCAGAAGGGCAAGGGAACGGGACAAAGAGGAGAGAAGAGCAAAGAAAAAAAGAAGCGGAGAAAGAAUCACCCCGAAGCGAAAGAAAGGAGAGAGGCGUACCGUCAGCGAGGGGCCGACGAAGGCGGCGACAGACGAUGACGCACAGACAGCACACACCAGAAGAGAGGACGUGCCCCAGAUAGGGCGACAGUGA
Toxoplasma gondii ME49 is the source of this 1932-nucleotide messenger RNA. RefSeq lists its product as hypothetical. Bases 1 to 1932 code for a protein of 643 amino acids. Gene Ontology annotation, biological process: cilium assembly. Lineage: Eukaryota; Apicomplexa; Conoidasida; Eucoccidiorida; Sarcocystidae. The transcript has 7 exons. The record is from RefSeq and is a predicted model, not a curated record.